Molecule: messenger RNA, 713 nt
Organism: Caenorhabditis elegans
Lineage: Eukaryota; Metazoa; Nematoda; Chromadorea; Rhabditida; Rhabditidae
Gene: C56G2.9
Product: DUF4604 domain-containing protein
Exons: 5
Coding region: 43-573 (176 amino acids)
Source: RefSeq, marked reviewed
UCAGCCACUUGCUACAAACUACACCAUCUAACGGCUAACACCAUGUUCAGCGAGCAUAAGAAGAAGCAGGAAGAAGCAAAGAGAACCGAGAAGAAUGGAGAAUUGAUCUUCGAUGACCUGGAUGCAAAAACUCGUGAUCUGAAACUAUCGGAUCAGGCAAAAAACGACAAAAAGUACAUGUCGGAGAUGGAGACCAAGAACCCGAAAAGAAAAUCUAUCAAGAAAAGCGACCAAAAACCGUCAACGAUGUCGCUGAAUGUAGGAAAGGGUGGUGUGGAGAAAGAGAAGGAAACGAUUUCCUCGCAGCGGAGCAAUAGUUUGGAAUCUCCAGGACUAGGAAGUCCCCAAAAUGUUGGUCUCGGGAUCUUUGAGGCAGCAACUAUGAUGCGCAACAUCGUUGACAUCACAACCGACUCGACCACUAUGAAGACGGGUAAAACGAAAACAUUGAAAUCAAAGGAAAGCAAGACCUCACUUGGUUCGGCAAGUGGGCCAUUCUCUCAGAUGAAGGAGGCUCAGGAGAUGAAGAAAAAGAGCAAAAACAGCUUUGAACUGGAUGAUAUUGACAACUAAACUAAUAUGUUUUAAUACUCAUCGUGUAUACCCAGUGAAUUUGUUUUAAAAAUACUAAUACUAAUCGGUAAUUGGCAUUCUCAAAUUUUGCAGAGACCGAUUUUGUCAAAAUAAUGUAUUGAAUAAAGUGGUUUGAUUUU